AUGCCAGGCUACCUGGUACCCGGUCCUCCAGUGAGGCUGUGCGUGGGCCUCACGUGCAUUCUGUCCCUUUGGAACACAGUGUCUGCGAUGAAAGGAGAAGCCAAGAAGGAAAAGGUGAUGACCUUCCUUCCUACAACAGUGUCUGGCCUUGGAGGAGAAGAGAGGAAGGAAAAGGGGGUGGCUUUUCUCGACACCACAGAGCUGCCCGCAAGGUCGGUGGACCUGUCUGCGCUGAACCUGACAGAGCUGGUGAAUGGAAUGCUGAGUAGAGCUUUAAAAGAUACCAAGAAGUUCUUCUCCUUGCUAAGCAUCACCUCCUAUAGUUCCGUGGCCUUCCACAAGUUUUCCGUGGCCAUUUACAACAUUUCUAACCUGAAGGCUGUGGACCCGGCCAGAUUCCCCACCCGGUACUGCUACUGUUUAAACAACCAGACCAAUGACUUAUCAGAUUUCACGGCCCUGCUGGUGGACGUCAUUGGAAAUUCUACCAGCUACCUCACAGAGAUUUUCAAGUCAACCUCAAUCCUCUCAGUGAGUCAGACAAAUGAAUCCGACUGCAUCUUCAUCUGUAUGAUGACAGGAAAGUCAGGAAGGAACCUCUCCGACUUCUGGGAGAUGGCAGAGAAAUCUCCUGUCAUCAACUACACAUUUACCAGCAGCAUGUCUGGUGUUCCGGGUGAGUCUACCAGGGGCACGGCCGUGACCUCAAUGCUCACGCCAACAAGCCAGCAAACACUACUGAGGGCAAGGCCCCUGCACGGAGCCCAAAGCACCGGAGCAUCUUCUCUGAGAACUGCUCCCUGGACAGAGACAACUCAUCUUGCAAAGGGAGAGCAGACCCCGAACACAGGAGCGCUUCCUGAACUUGACGCCAGGGCCACGGCCACGUGGGGCAGCACCUCCCCCACGCUCCCAGGCUUGGCUACCAGGAGGGGGUCCGGGACUCCAUGGGUGACCGCCUACAGGCAGGCGUGGACUUCCAACCUACCUGUGCCCUGGGCUCAGACCAUGGGUGAGAAAGCACCUGGAGGGCCUCCCUGGGGAACACCGUCCUCCACGCCGACAUCUGCAGAGGCCGUGACCAUGAGAAGCCUUUCUGGGCCACCUGCUGAGACAGCGGCCACACACAGCAGCAGCUCCCAGGCCAGCCCAGCCUCAGGAACCGUCACCCCUGGCACAGAGACUCCGAAUCCAACCAAGGCACCGGCCCCUAGGUCCCCACAGACAGUGGCCCCUGGAGGAGAGCCCGCCCUGGCCCCGGGGCCCCACCAGGCUUCCAGGUGUCCUCAGCUGCUCCUUGAAGAGGGGGCCGUCACAGCUGCCCCCCUCACCUCGGCCAUCCACAAGCUCAAACCUUGCCUGAUGGAGCUGUGUCGCUUUUUCCAGCAAUGCCUCUGUGUGACCCAGAAGAGAGACCCCGGAUUGGAGGCCACGAGGUACUGUCUUGAAUACUAUUCCUGGUUUCUGAAAAAUGCAACAUACAUCUGUCAGAGGAUGAAAAGGGUGCCCCACUCACACACCUUAAAACAAAAAUGCCUCUGGAAUAUCUGCCGGUCUGUGUGAGGCCUUGAAAGGAUGAU
Hyaena hyaena (striped hyena) is the source of this 1580-nucleotide messenger RNA. RefSeq names its product HERV-H LTR-associating 1 (gene HHLA1). Bases 1 to 1563 code for a protein of 520 amino acids. The transcript has 16 exons. NCBI's taxonomy places the organism in Eukaryota, Metazoa, Chordata, Mammalia, Carnivora, Hyaenidae. The record is from RefSeq and is a predicted model, not a curated record.